AUGUCUGCGAACCGCGCCAAACAGGACGACACCUCUCCGGACAUGAUCUCGCUCGCCACCCUACCCUACGACCUGCUCCUGAACAUUGCACGGCAUUUAGAACUGCAUGAGAUACAUGCACUCCAGCUCAGCUGCAAAGCGCUGCACGGCUUCACCACCACGCGACCGGUGUACCGAAACCUUGCGACAGCGCUCCUCAAGCGCUGUCGCGCGCUCCCGCUCCAUGGCUUCCAACGCCUAUCGGACCUUACAGACGAGCAGCUCGUCGACGCCGUCAAUCAUGAAACCCGAUUAGAGACCGCAUGGCUCACCCGCGGCCCGCGCCCCUCGUCAUCGUCGCCGUACUUCAACACUGCCGAGGGUUCCACGACAGGAAACCGGAGUUGGUACAAGAUCAUCAGCGCACCGCCGAACGAGGAGGUUGCCUGGUUGUCCCCAAUCACCUCGAGCUACAGCCUGUGCGCAACAAAAAGCAGGAAAGUAGUGUGCUGGGAUGUCCACCGAGACGAAUGCCUUGCAGAAUGGGACCCACAGGAGCGCUGGGAGCUCUGGAAGUGCCGUGUCGAAUUUGAUAUUCGGACGGUGUUCUUUACGAUGGCCAAGAUUUUGCAGCGGUCAUUGGACGACCGAGUGAUGGAGUUUGUACUCAUGAAGCUCGAGUUUCCUGACAAGGGCGAGCCGAUUUUCUCUGAGCUCGCGAUGUUCAAGACGAUUGGUGUGGUCAUGAACGUCUUCCUGCUCGAUCCCUCAUCAUGUCUGCUCUCUGCAUUCGUGUGGGUCGCGAGCUCGAACACGAUCGGCCUCUACGCUCUGCUCGACUGGAGGAAAGAGGAGUACGUCUUCAUCGACACGGGGAUCGAAUGCUCUAUGUCCUCGAACUGGUCAUGCAUCCUAUACCAAGAGCAAAUCGUGAUACACUCCGAAGAGAGCGACGCCGCACACCAGUACUUCUACCCGAUCUCAGUGCUUCAGCAGUACGCGCGGCUGUCGACCUCGUCCGCUACCUUCGUCGCCAACAUCUCCCAACGGUUGCGGCCGGUGACGACGAUGUCAGCGCCGUUCAUCUUCCCUCCUCUGACCCGGUCAGUUUCACCUGCAAGCGCUCGGGACGAGGAACAGGGACCACAACUCAACGGCCACGCCGUCGUGGACGCACCUACGGAGACAAACGGGGACGACACGGGCUCCGGCACCGUCGCGGACGGGAACCCAUUCCCAUAUCCACCCUGGUACCCCGAGAGCGCACACUUUGUGCGGCAGUGGUGGCCGACACUCGCGUCCGUCCCGCGGCUCAGCUGCACGGUCGUGCUUCUUGCAGACCACGAGCCCGACACGCACCGGACGCGCUACGUGCUUGCGCAGCACUACUUCAAGGUUCCGCUCAUCGAGGCGGACGAGCUCGAGCAGAUGUCCGCCACAGCCGCGCAAGCUGUCGAGGCUGCCCUUAUGAACGGAUCCGCUGCCCCCUCGGAAAACGGCUCUGCCGUUCCCACCGUGAAAGCUGGCAGCGUCGACGUCAGCAAGGGCGAGGGGUCAAGCCGCAGCGCCAGCACAUCUUCGUCCGAGACCGGCGAGUGGAGUGGGACGGGGACGACGGACUCGCCUACAAAGCAGCGCGGGGCAGAGUCAUCCAUGAUGCGCCUGUGGUACGUGAGCGAGCCGUUCGAGGUCGUGUGCGUGCUCGACGGCGUCGAGGACGACGACAUGGACCCGGAUGGGGGCGCGGACCGGCCGCGGCCGCUCAUGGCGGUCGACUUCGGGCAUGCGGUGUGGAUCGAGUUCGCGUUCCCGCCAGAGGUGGACAACGAGGACAAGCGGCUGCGGUUCGUGACGUUCCCGCCGGUGACGAACGACCGCGACGUGAUGGGGUACGGGCUGGGCGGGACGGCCGACUCGCUCGAGGGCAUCGUGCGUGGAGGAAGGAGUGCGUCGGAUGUUUGUGUGCGUCAUGGUGUUCAACGUAGCUGCGAAUAUAUUUCUUGCGGACGAACGGUGCGGUGGCGGUGGGGGCGGUGGUGUGGACUCAGACUCGGCGGUGGCCUUGGCUAG
Trametes versicolor FP-101664 SS1 is the source of this 2049-nucleotide messenger RNA. RefSeq lists its product as uncharacterized. Gene Ontology annotation, molecular function: protein binding. Lineage: Eukaryota; Fungi; Basidiomycota; Agaricomycetes; Polyporales; Polyporaceae. The coding region runs from base 1 to 2049 and encodes 682 amino acids. The record is from RefSeq and is a predicted model, not a curated record. The transcript has 5 exons.